CAUCUGUGGUUGUGUCAAAAGUACCAAAAAUGGCGGCGGACGGUGACGAAGUGAUUAGUGAUCAGGAAAAAGUGAGAAUUGUUUCGGAUUUUAUACUACAUUCGCCACCAGGAGAGUUUAAUGAAGUGUUUAAUGAUGUGAGAGUAUUGCUGAACAACGACACUCUGCUCAAGGAGGGCGCGAGCGGAGCAUUUGCACAGUACAACAAGGACCAGCUCACGCCCGUGCGUCUCGAAGGCUCGGAACUUCAUACGUUGAUCACGGAUCAUAAUGACCUCGGCGGAGGCAGGUUCUUCGACCCGCGAUCGAAGCGGUCCUUCAAGUACGAUCACUUACGCAAGGAAGCGUCUGAAUACGAGCCCUAUGAGCCCGACCGAGUGGCCGAGCCUUGGCGAGCCGCGCUCGACGUGGAGCUGACGAACUACGUCGCUGAACACUAUAAACACGGUGCGAGUUUAGUCGUCGGACGAGCUCUCGAAUCGGGAGCCGUCUCCCUCGUUGCCUGCAUCGAAGACCACCAGUUCCAACCCAAGAACUACUGGAACGGACGGUGGCGUUCAGUAUGGUCACUGACAGUGGGUAGCGGGGCGACAGAGCUUCGCGGAAUGCUUCGCGUCCAAGUACACUACUACGAAGACGGUAAUGUUCAACUGGUUAGUUCAAAGGAAGUGCGUGCCCCUCUAGUCGCGAACGGCGAGGCGGCUACGGCGAAGGAGUUCGUGAGACUGGUCUGUGACGCGGAGAAUGCGUACCAGACGGCCAUAUCCGACAACUACAAGACAAUGAGCGACACAACCUUCAAGGCGCUGCGGCGACAGUUGCCCGUGACCCGAAGCAAGAUCGACUGGGCGAGGCUCGUCUCCUACACGAUCGGUAAGGAGCUCAAGAGCCAAUGAUGUCCUGCCGCUGCGCUCUGAGCUGCAGCGGUUGCUCCAUGCCUCUGUACAUAUUCUCGUAAGAGUAAAUCUUGUUCAAAUGUUUACUGGCUCCGAGGGAUGUCGCCCCCCGGCGCGUAUUUAUCUAUGAGUAUAGAGAAAUCGCUAUUGUAACUGUUAAAUUUUAUUGCAUUUUGUUACUCUCAUUACAAAAGGAUAUUGACCGCUUCGCCCGCUUUAAAGUGGAAUUAAGAAAUAUUUUUAAUUUCAGAGAGAGUACUAAACCCUGUCCAUUUCAGUUUGUAGUGACGAAACAUAGAGAACCGUUUGUACUAGGUCUGGCCGGAGUAGGCUCCCGACGGACAAGCAAACGUCAAUCGUCAACUAUUUCAAAUUUUGAUUUGUAAAAGUUGUUGCAAGAGGUUAUUGUUGUGUGAGCAAUAUACAUUUGAUUAUGUUACUUUCAAAAGAUAUGUCAAUUACAGAGAAUAUUUACUUAAAACCUUAUUAGUGUUGAACGAGCAGUGAUGACUAUAUGAAACACUAGUCCAUCCAUUGUAUCAUUGAACGACAGUAUUAUUUAUUUGUAUUAGUUCUUGAAUAUUGCUUGCAUAAUAGUACUGCAUAAAAUUGAUAAAGGAAAGUCGAUAAGUUUCAAAUGGUGCAUUUAAUUGUAGUUAAUUUAAAAAGAAUGUCCACAUAGCUUUAAUGCUGACUAUAUGGGCGUAGAGCACAAUAUAUUGAUUUUAUAAAAUUAAAAAAAAACAUGUGGAGGUUUGCUCAAAGGCCACGUUUGCAGAAAUGUUGAAGGUCGGUAGAAAUUAUUGUCCAUACGGCUAUGACAUUGAAAGUGCGAUGAAAGCAUAACUUUUAUAUGUAUGUAAUGAUGAAAUGCCAAUACGGUUUAUUUUGUAAUUAUUAUUAUAAUUUAAAGAACGUACAUUGAAAAUUCAAGUAUUCUGUAAUGUAUGAUUGAAUUCAUUUGAAUAAAAAUAUAUAUUAAAAUGUUGCUAACAA
Molecule: messenger RNA, 1892 nt
Organism: Melitaea cinxia (Glanville fritillary)
Lineage: Eukaryota; Metazoa; Arthropoda; Insecta; Lepidoptera; Nymphalidae
Gene: cpa
Product: F-actin-capping protein subunit alpha
Exons: 1
Coding region: 30-896 (288 amino acids)
Biological process (GO): barbed-end actin filament capping; actin cytoskeleton organization
Cellular component (GO): actin cortical patch; F-actin capping protein complex
Molecular function (GO): actin filament binding
Source: RefSeq, a predicted model, not a curated record